AUGCCAAGGGACCUGAGGGCAGUCAAGGAGGCAGUCAAGGAGGCAGUCAAGGAGGCAGUCAAGGAGGCAGUCAAGGAGGCAGUCAAGGAGGCAGUCAAGGAGGCAGUCAAGGAGGCAGUCAAGGAGGCAGUCAAGGAGUCAGUCAAGGAGGCAGCCAAGGAGGCAGCCAAGGAGGCAGUCAAGGAGGCAGUCAAGGAGGCUGUCAAGGAGGAUGUCAAGGAGGCUGUCAAGGAGGCUGUCAAGGAGGCUGUCAAGCCUCUACCUCCACCCCGCCAUCCUUUCUUUCCCACCGCGCCGUCCUCUCUCCCUUCCACCCGCCGUCGCCUCCCACCCGCCGUCGCCUCUCCUUCCUACCCGCCGUCGCCUCUCCCUCCUCCCCUCCGUCGCCUCUCCCUCCUCCCCGCCGUCGCCUUUCCCUCCUCCCCGCCGUCGCGUAUCCCUCCUCCCCGCCGUCGCGUAUCCCUCCUCCCCGCCGUCGCCUCUCCCUCCUCCCCGCCGUCGCCUCUCCCUCCUCCCCGCCGUCGCGUUUCCCUCCUCCCCGCCGUCGCCUCUCCCUCCUCCCCGCCGUCGCGUUUCCCUCCUCCCCGCCGUCGCCUCUCCCUCCUCCCCGCCUUCGCCUCUCCCUCCUCCCCGCCGCCGCCUCUCCCUCCUCCCCGCCGCCGCCUCUCCCUCCUCCCCGCCGUCGCGUUUCCCUCCUCCCCGCCGCCGCCUCUCCCUCCUCCCCGCCGUCGCGUUUCCCUCCUCCCCGCCGUCGCCUCUCCCUCCUCCCCGCCGUCGCCUCUCCCUCCUCCCCGCCGCCGCCUCUCCCUCCUCCCCGCCGCCGCCUCUCCCUCCUCCCCGCCGCCGCCUCUCCCUCCUCCCCGCCGUCGCCUCUCAAACCUCCUCGCCAUCGCCUCUCCUUCCCUCCCCGCCGUCGCCUCUCCUUCCCUCCCCGCCGUCGCCUCCGGCGACAGGUGCACGAGCGCAAGCGAGACUUGGUUUUUUGUGUAG
This is a messenger RNA of Closterium sp. Naga37s-1, 990 nucleotides long. The record is from the annotation of a GenBank genome assembly. NCBI's taxonomy places the organism in Eukaryota, Viridiplantae, Streptophyta, Zygnematophyceae, Desmidiales, Closteriaceae.